Messenger RNA from Pelobates cultripes (western spadefoot toad), 243 nucleotides. Lineage: Eukaryota; Metazoa; Chordata; Amphibia; Anura; Pelobatidae. The record is from the annotation of a GenBank genome assembly.
AUGUUCCGCGCCACCAGGGAACAGGGGCGGCCGUCUUUAAGCCAGGAGGCUCAGGAAUCCGGGGCAGACUCUGACGACAGUGAGGCCCCAGACAAAGAAACAACUACUAACUACUUAAUAAUACAAGAACCACUUACCAAAACUGACCUCCGCCAGAUGUUACAAGACGCCUUGGCAGACAUAAAGGCGCACACGGCCGCAGAACUGGAGCGGCACAUAUCAGGUCUCAAAAGGGGAAAUUGA